Molecule: messenger RNA, 3163 nt
Organism: Centrocercus urophasianus (Greater sage-grouse)
Lineage: Eukaryota; Metazoa; Chordata; Aves; Galliformes; Phasianidae
Gene: FOXP1
Product: forkhead box P1
Exons: 21
Coding region: 563-2623 (686 amino acids)
Biological process (GO): regulation of transcription by RNA polymerase II
Cellular component (GO): nucleus
Molecular function (GO): RNA polymerase II cis-regulatory region sequence-specific DNA binding; DNA-binding transcription repressor activity, RNA polymerase II-specific
Source: RefSeq, a predicted model, not a curated record
AAGUAUCCUGAAACAAUGGGGACAGCCACUGCAAGCGGGAGAAGGCUUUACCCCAGUGUGUGUGAGCAGGGCAGAGAGCAGAGCAGACCAAGCGCGCAUCCACUGAAGAAUGAAGAAACCCAAAACCUUUCCCCAGAAGUACUUCUUUAAUUAGCAGUGCAGAUCACACAAUAAGUACUUUAUGCUUUUAUAAGUCUCCUGAGAACAUUUUUUUCUGAGUGAUUCCAGCUUCCAGACAUUUGCCAUGAUAAGGGUUUCGAUCCUUUCCCAUAUUUGCCCUGAGUCAUGAGUGGAUAUGUGUGAUGCCUGCAAGUAAAACUGCCGAGGUACGGAAGCUGUCCGGCGGAGCAGCGCUGAGGUCGCUCCGGAGCGCUGAUGGGCGAGGCGUAGCAUGGGCAGCAUCAGUGUGCAACUCAGACUCCAAAUUUGGAGAGUUCUCUGUCCAGAGAAUGCCUGUUUGGUCCAGAACAUAUUUGAAGCUGAAGGGUAAGAAGAGUGACCUAUUUGGGUGGCUGUAACUGAAGAUUGCGUUACAGGAGCAACAGCAGAAGGUUUUUGAGUCAUGAUGCAAGAAUCUGGGACUGAGACAAAAAGUAACGGUUCAGCCAUUCAGAAUGGAGCGAGCGGUGGCAACCACUUACUAGAGUGCAGCCUACGGGAGGUGAGAUCAAACGGCGAGACACCUUCAGUUGAAAUUGGGGCUGCAGAUUUAACACAUCUUCAGCAACAGCAGGCUCUCCAGGUAGCACGGCAACUUCUACUACAACAGCAGCAGCAGCAGCAACAGCAGCAACAACAGCAGCAGCAGCAGCAAGUUAGCGGAUUAAAGUCUCCGAAGAGGAAUGACAAACAGCCGGCCCUGCAGGUUCCCGUGUCGGUGGCUAUGAUGACACCUCAAGUGAUCACUCCCCAGCAAAUGCAGCAGAUCCUCCAGCAACAAGUGCUAACUCCCCAGCAACUCCAAGUCCUGCUCCAGCAGCAGCAGGCACUCAUGCUUCAACAGCAGCAGCUUCAAGAGUUUUAUAAGAAACAACAGGAACAGUUGCAGCUUCAACUUUUACAGCAACAACAUGCUGGAAAACAGCCUAAAGAGCCCCAGCAGCAGCAGGUGGCUACGCAGCAGUUGGCCUUUCAGCAGCAACUCUUACAGAUGCAGCAGUUGCAACAGCAGCACCUCCUGACUUUGCAGCGUCAAGGGCUGCUAACAAUCCAGCCUGGCCAGCCUACUCUGCCUUUGCAGCCCCUUGCACAAGGCAUGAUUCCAACAGAACUGCAGCAGCUCUGGAAGGAAGUGACAAGCUCGCACACAGCCGAGGAGGCAGCCAGCAACAACCACAGCAGCCUCGACCUGUCCACCACCUGCGUCUCCUCAUCCGCACCGUCUAAGACCUCCUUAAUAAUAAACCCGCACGCGUCAACCAACGGACAGCUAUCGGUUCACACUCCUAAACGGGAGAGUUUAUCCCACGAGGAGCACUCACACAGCCAUCCGCUCUAUGGACACGGCGUAUGCAAAUGGCCAGGCUGUGAAGCAGUAUGUGAAGACUUCCAGUCGUUUCUAAAACAUCUCAACAGUGAGCAUGCGCUGGAUGAUAGAAGUACAGCCCAAUGUAGAGUACAAAUGCAGGUUGUACAGCAGUUAGAGCUACAGCUUGCAAAAGAUAAAGAGCGCCUGCAAGCCAUGAUGACACACCUGCAUGUGAAGUCGACUGAACCAAAAGCCACCCCUCAGCCUCUCAAUCUGGUGUCCAGCGUCACGCUUUCCAAGACAGCGUCCGAGGCUUCUCCACAGAGCUUACCUCAUACUCCCACCACCCCGACUGCACCCAUCACUCCCGUCACGCAGGGACCGUCGGUCAUCACUACCACGAGCAUGCACAACGUCGGGCCCAUCCGGAGGCGGUACUCGGAUAAAUACAACGUCCCCAUUUCUUCAGCAGAUAUUGCCCAGAACCAAGAAUUUUAUAAGAACGCAGAAGUUAGACCACCGUUCACGUAUGCAUCUUUAAUUAGGCAGGCCAUCCUCGAAUCUCCAGAAAAACAGCUAACACUAAAUGAAAUCUACAACUGGUUCACGCGAAUGUUUGCUUACUUCAGGCGCAACGCGGCGACGUGGAAGAAUGCAGUGCGUCAUAAUCUUAGUCUUCACAAGUGUUUUGUGCGAGUAGAAAACGUUAAAGGGGCAGUAUGGACAGUGGAUGAACAAGAGUUCCAAAAACGAAGGCCACAAAAGAUCAGUGGUAACCCUUCUCUUAUUAAAAACAUACAGACCAGCCACACCUACUGCACACCUCUCAAUGCUGCUUUACAGGCUUCAAUGGCUGAGAACAGUAUACCUCUAUACACUACUGCUUCCAUGGGAAAUCCCACUCUGGGCAACCUAGCCAACGUGAUGAGGGAAGAGCUUAAUGGUGCAAUGGAGCAUACGAACAGUAAUGGGAGUGACAGUAGUCCAGGACGUUCCCCUAUGCAAGCAAUGCACCCCGUGCAUGUCAAAGAAGAACCGCUAGAUCCAGAUGAAAAUGAAGGCCCGCUCUCCUUAGUGACAACAGCCAACCACAGUCCAGAUUUUGAUCACGACAGAGAUUAUGAAGACGAACCUGUAAAUGAGGACAUAGAAUGAGUAUGUCUGACGUCAUCAUCCUGAGAAUGAAGAUGGGAAGAACACGUCAAACCUAGCUGUGAAAUCUCUCCAUUGUUGUACAGUCUGGAGGAUUCUCAGUCCGCUUUGACAACUAUGAAAUAUGUUAACUCUUAGUGCCAUCAAGUAUCCCAUUUGGGAGUAUUUUUGAUUUUUCUACUUUUUGUUGAAAAAAGGAAUUUGUACUCUGUGCAUUGGAUGGACUUGUUUGGUACUUGGGAUUUUCCUCUCUUACAGUCAACGUCAGUGUUGUAAAUUUGCUAAACUGAUUCACUUACAUUUAGCAGCCAACUGUGGACUGCAGGUCCUGCCAAUUUUGGACACUUGAGGACAUCAAACUGAGCAUGUACACCAGAACUGCAGAUCAAGUCUUUGCCCAGAUUUUAAGGAUUCCAAUGGACAACAUAUUUGCACAGUACUGCAUGUUGAUUAUCACUGCCUUUACUCCAUUUUGUUGUUUUUCGGGUUUUUUGUUUCGGUUUGGUUUUUUUUUUGUUUUGUUUUGUUUUGUUUUGUUUUUUG